This is a messenger RNA of Acaulospora colombiana, 471 nucleotides long. The record is from the annotation of a GenBank genome assembly. Lineage: Eukaryota; Fungi; Glomeromycota; Glomeromycetes; Diversisporales; Acaulosporaceae.
GCUGAUUUACAGAAAAUAAUUAAAUCAUUACCCGAGCCCUCAUCAAUUUCAGGAUAUCGAUUGAAUCCUGUGGAAUUCGAAAAGGACGAUGACACGAAUUUCCACAUUGAUUUCAUCAUGGCUGCUUCGAACUUACGCGCCAUCAAUUAUGGAAUUCAGCCCGCUGAUCGUCAUAAAACCAAACUAAUUGCGGGCAAGAUUAUACCUGCUAUUGCUACGACCACAUCCUUAGUGACUGGUCUGGUUUGUCUAGAAUUGUACAAAAUAAUUGCAGGCAAGAAAAAAUUAGACGAUUAUAGAAAUGGUUUUGUAAAUCUAGCCUUGCCGUUCUUUGGAUUUUCGGAGCCUAUUGCCAUGCCGGUAUACAAAUAUCACGACAAAGAAUGGAGUUUAUGGGAUCGAUUUGAUAUUGAGGGGGAUCUCACUCUCCAAGAGUUUUUGAAUUACUUCUCGACACAUCACGAAUUGGAG